Messenger RNA from Ixodes scapularis (black-legged tick), 2174 nucleotides. Its product is annotated as gastrula zinc finger protein XlCGF17.1-like. Gene Ontology annotation, biological process: regulation of transcription by RNA polymerase II. The record is from RefSeq and is a predicted model, not a curated record. Gene Ontology annotation, cellular component: nucleus. Gene Ontology annotation, molecular function: DNA-binding transcription factor activity, RNA polymerase II-specific; RNA polymerase II cis-regulatory region sequence-specific DNA binding. Bases 1 to 831 code for a protein of 276 amino acids. Lineage: Eukaryota; Metazoa; Arthropoda; Arachnida; Ixodida; Ixodidae. The transcript has 4 exons.
AUGAACCCUGGUCCUGCGGUCAAAUGCUUGCCUCACAGGAGCGACCAUAUAUUUGCGAUUUAUUCUCUUCUCAACCUCGCAGGUCGACGCUGGCAACCAUUGCAAGAUCUGGCAAAUGGCCCAUUGUUGCUUUGCAGAGAGGCUUCUUCCCACUGGCCAACUCACCUUUUGGGAUCAAGCAUUUUCUGGGUGGCCAAGCUGCGGCUCUUCGCGUGUGAAGGUGCGGGUCGCGGCUCCCUCCCAUUACCUCCCCCCGUGCACUUCCCCAAGAAGAGAUAUGGAACUCGGUUAAAUCCAAAGACAGUGCUGGCCAAAGCAGCCUUCCGGGACGAUGUGGGCAACAAGAACAACUCCUCUUCCCCAAGAAACGAACUGGUUGAGUCGCAACCCACGACGCGGCCACGAUAUGAGGGCAUGUACACCUGCAAGUUCUGCCCUUACUCCUGCCGUAGUCUUUCUCAUGUCACUAGGCACGAAAGGACACACACGGGAGAAAAGCCUUUCCGCUGCUCUGUGUGUGAGAAAGCGUUUGCUUUUAUUGCUGACUUGCGGAUGCACAUGAGGACCCACACGGGGGAGAAACCAUUCCGUUGCGAGGUUUGCCAGAAGGCGUUCGCCAAAAGUCAUCAGCUGUUGAUUCACAAACGAGUACACACGGGCGAGAAGCCGUACAGGUGUGGCACCUGUGAGAAAGAAUUUUCACAUAAAUCCAGCUUGUUGUGUCAUGAGACAAGUCACAGUGGGGAGCGGCCUUACAAGUGUGAUGCCUGUGGGAAUACGUAUAUACGGCGUUGCGAUUUCGACAGCCACCGGAAAAGAGUGCACAAGUGAGGAACCUGCUUCACGCAUUAUCUGGAGUUGUGGAAGAAUUCUUUCAUGCUUCACCGUGCGCUUUGCGGCUUGUCUGUUGUCCGUUCAAAUGAAAUUGAGACGUAGAGGCACAUAUAUCAGCUCUAACAUUAUCAGUUAUAAUUAGGCAACAGUUGCAGUACUGCUAUGUGGCUUUUUUUUUUUUGUUUAGUACAGUUUAGCAGCUUUUCUCUUCAGGUUCAUUUUUGUUUUAUGAUGUAUAAAGCCACUGGUCUUGGAGCUUUUUAUUUUUUAUUUAUUUAUGACCAAACACAUUGAAUCUGCAAAAGCUUAUUCAGCUUUUUGUGCUGAUUUAGAAUAUCUGGUCAUUUUCUCAGUGAGUAGAAUUUUCCUCAAAAUAAUUAAAACUCACCGGCCUUUGUUUGGAGCAACAAUAGGAAGCAAAAAUUACUCAACAAAAUAUCCUCUUUAACACGUAGCUAGAUACUACAAACUCUAGAGAAUACAAUGCUGGAAGCACUUUUAAGAUUAACCCAUUAUUAGUGUUUUUAUUACACAUUGAAGUUCAGUGCUCAAUGUGACUAAUACGUAAUAAAAUAAAAAAUCAAUUACAAACUCUUGAACCUAUAUUAAGCAAUCUGCUCUCAACAUUGUAUGCUUCACGCAGUUAUCUACAUGUUUCAAAAAGAGUUAGAUUUCUAUCUGCCCUAGAUGCUGAUACCCCUCCUGCAAAUUCGCAACAAGUCAAAAAAUUGUGUUUUGUGCAAACAGUGUUUUAGAGUCGACUUCAACGCACAUUCAACCUGCUCAGACAUUAAAAAUUGAUUUAUACUUCAAAUAUUCAUCUACCAUCUGUAGAAGACGACAUUGCCAUUUCUAAAAGAAUUAAGUUUUAGGAAUUUUUUGCCUCCAAAGACCCAUUUCCCACUUAACUGUUCAUUUUAAGUGGAUGAAGAGCAUUAGGGUUUAUUAAGGCACCUUCAGUCCUAUGUCUAGAUUUUUGGGACAUUUUGUAAAGUGAUCCCUCCUAUGUUGUCUAGAUUUCCAUGCAUUGUUAACCUAGUUCUUCCACUUUGCUCCAAGUUGAAUUAUGUCCCUGAGGUUGUAAGAAGAAAUCUGUCAGUAACUGUCUUGCGUUCUUUGUGGAUUCAGUUAUUCGCAAAUAAACUACUUUUUUCGACAAGGCGCUGCCUUACUGCCUCACUGCUGUUGAUGAGAUUUCUACGAGCAACGGGCACAAUGUAAGCUUUGAUUUCAACCUUUUUUGAGCUUGAUUGAUCUUUGCCAGCUGACAGUGGGAGUAAGCUUUUUGAUGUCACGGCUGGACCAUUUGCGUCAAAUUUAUUUUUGCUCUGCCACUCUGC